This is a messenger RNA of Kluyveromyces marxianus DMKU3-1042, 2247 nucleotides long. RefSeq names its product cysteine--tRNA ligase (gene CRS1). The transcript has a single exon. Gene Ontology annotation, biological process: cysteinyl-tRNA aminoacylation. The record is from RefSeq and is a predicted model, not a curated record. Gene Ontology annotation, molecular function: cysteine-tRNA ligase activity; ATP binding. Lineage: Eukaryota; Fungi; Ascomycota; Saccharomycetes; Saccharomycetales; Saccharomycetaceae. The coding region runs from base 1 to 2247 and encodes 748 amino acids. Gene Ontology annotation, cellular component: cytoplasm.
AUGUCAGCUCCAAAAACUAUUCAACCAAAAUGGUUUAGACCAGAGCAAGAGAAGCCAGCAGCUGUCCUAAAGCUAUACAAUACAUUGACUAGAAACAAGGAAGUUUUUGUAACUGAAUCAAAUACCAAAUAUUUGACCUGGUAUUCUUGCGGUCCUACUGUUUAUGAUGCCUCUCACAUGGGUCAUGCGAGAAACUAUGUUUCCAUUGAUAUCAACAGAAGAAUCCUACAAGAUUAUUUUGGUUACGACAUUAACUUUGUUCAGAAUGUCACCGAUAUUGAUGACAAGAUUAUCAUCAGGGCAAGACAAACAUUUUUAUUCGAAGAAUACUUAAAGAAACAUCAAGGUAAAAUCACAGAAACCGCAAUUUCCGAUGUCGAAGCAAGUUUGUUUGAGUUUAUCGAGAAGAAUUUGAAGCAAAACUUUAGCGAUAUCUCAAAGUACGAAUCGUGGUAUUCUGGCUUGGAUUUAGAGAAAGAAAAGGCAUCUAAUCCUAAAUUCUCCAUGUACUCUACAUCUGUCAAUAAUGCUAUUUUGGCUUUAAAGUUUAAGAAUGAGGAAACUUUUUUCGCACAGGCUAAAGAUGUCUUAAUGCCUUAUCUUGACAAAAGAUUAGGUUCUACUUUAAAUGACCCUGAAAUCUUUCGCAAAUUACCAUCAUACUGGGAGAAAAGGUUUGAUGAAGAUAUGGCUGCAUUGAACGUCCUUCCUCCAACUAUUACAACUAGAGUUUCCGAAUAUGUUCCAGAGAUUAUAGAGUUUGUUGAGAGAAUUAUUGGAAAUGGUUACGCAUACCCCACCACUGAUGGAUCUGUUUAUUUUGAUACAGCCAAGUUUGAUUCCGCGGAAAACCACGACUAUGCUAAAUGUCAACCUUGGAAUAAGGGCCAGCUAGAUUUGAUUUUAGAUGGGGAAGGUUCGUUAUCCGAUUUUUCUGUUAAAAACGGUAAGAAGUCCCCUAAUGACUUUGCUCUUUGGAAGGCCUCUAAACCUGGCGAACCGGAAUGGGAUUCUCCUUGGGGUAAAGGUAGACCAGGAUGGCAUAUUGAAUGUUCUGUAAUGGCCAGUGAUAUUCAUGGCUCCGUUAUUGAUAUUCAUUCAGGAGGUAUUGAUUUAGCUUUUCCUCAUCACGAUAACGAACUAGCUCAAUCCGAAGCUUGCUUUGAUAAUAAACAAUGGAUUAAUUACUUUUUGCACACAGGACAUUUACACAUUGAAGGUCAGAAAAUGUCUAAGUCGUUGAAGAAUUUCAUAACUAUUGAUGAAGCGCUUAAAAAGUAUAGUGCUCGUCAAUUGAGACUCGCAUUUGCUUCUGUUCAAUGGAACAACCAGUUAGAUUUCAAAGAGUCUUUGUUGAAUGAAGUUAAAUCAUUAGAAACUUCUUUUACUAACUUUUUCCGGAAUGUUAGAGCUUUGAACAAUGAUUAUAAGCAUUCCCUUGCCGAAAACAAAAUUAUAAGUAAGAAGUUGUCAUCUGACGAAAAGAAUCUACUUCAAGAUUUAAAAAAUGUCCAGAAUAAAGUUCAUGUCUCCUUUUGUGAUAACUUAUCCACACCUCAGGUCUUGAAACAUUUGAACGAAUUGCUAACUGUUUCCAAUACCUAUAUUGCCAAAGUAGGUGCUGAUUUGAAGAUUGAACCUUUAUUGGCGGUUACUAGAUACAUAUCUAAAAUAUUAGGUGUGAUUGGUUUCGAAGUCCGUAGCGAUGGUCUUGGUUGGUUGGAUGUAAAUAAGGGCGAAUCUUCUACCUCAGGAAGUAAAGAGGAUAUCGCUAUGCCAUAUGUGAAAUGCCUAUCUAACUUUAGAGAUGAAGUUCGUCAAUUGGCUAUGAAUAAAGCAUCUUCAACUGAAUAUUUGAAGAUUACUGACAGAUUAAGAGAUGAAGAUUUAUUGAAACUCAAUGUUGCUAUUGACGAUAGACAGGGUCAGGCAUCUUUGGUAAAGUUCCUAUCAGACAAGGAGAAGGAUGAGAUGCUUAAGGUGAUAGAAGAAAGGGCAAAAAGAGAGGCCGAAAAGGCUGCCAAAAAGGCAGAACAACAGAAAUUGAAGGAAGCUAAAGAGAAAGAAAGGUUUGAGAAGGCGAAAAUUUCCCCUCAAGAAAUGUUUAAAACCGACCAGUACUCGGCUUGGGAUGAAGAAGGACUACCUACUAAAGAUAAAGAUGGAAAUGAAGUAACCAAGUCCAUGUUGAAAAAGCUUAAAAAACAAUGGUUAGCUCAAAAAAAAUUACAUGAAGAAUUCUUUUAA